AAAGCAGAAAACAGGUUUCGUUUCAUUUCUGCGCUCAUUAUCUCUCCAGCAUCUCUGCUCUCGCAAAUAUCAUCAAAACUCACCGCAAAACGUCUCCAGCAUCGCCAUGUCUCUCUAAUGUCAACAGCCAUCUCUGCCUUUUGACCUUCAAAUUCACGAAUUUUAUACCUCCACAAUGCCUGACAUGACAGCCGGAAACGAGCAAGAAUCCUGCCCAACAACACCCGUAGUCACCCAUCCAGUUACUUCUCUUGCCAUCCCGCCCAAAUUCUCGGACGACGACCAGCAUACUCCAAACGCAUUACCAUCUUCUUCCAACUCGGUCCCUACAAACGAGCCACAUCAUGGCCAACUUCUAGUUCCCAUACUCGCGUCUUCCACGAACAGCUCGCAGUCUUCCUUCGCGUUCUCCAGUGCUAUUCCAGGCGCAGAAAAUGAGUGGCACGGCCUUAACGAACUGCCCCCAGAAAUUGCUACCGCAGACAUAUCAAUAGCUCCCGAUGGGAGUUUUGUGGAGACAUCUUCUGGCCUAGCCGCGAGGGAGCUGAAGAGACGCUACGAUCAACACCUCGGUGUUGGACGAGACGUGCGGUCCCCAUAUGCAAUCACGGCUUUUGUAAAUCAGCAUGGAAAGCAGAUGUAUCGUGUGGGUCAUCGUGAUCUCUCCGCUCCAGCCGCUUCUGCAGCAGAGGUAUCCAAUCGAGUCGCAAAAGUUGCGCCGCCGACAACACAGCAAGAUCGCCCCAAACGUCGUUCACGGAUGAGCGUCCAUACUUUACUCUCCCAAGGCAAGUUAAAGAAUGGUGGCGUCCCACAACCCGUCCGUCCACUUACAGAACUCGAACAAAACCCCGGUACUCUGAGUAACACACCUCGGAAAUUGAGAAAGACACGGUCAAUCCCAGAUAUGUUUGGGCUGGCGACGGGCUCUGCAUCAACAUCCAAUACCAUGGGAGGGAAACAGGGCCAGGCGCCCGUGACAGGUCGAACACACUCGCACAGCGUCACAGGAGCUGAUAUGCCGCGAUUGCCGCCCACUAUUGUGGAUAUGCCGAAACAUCCCUCCGGGGACAUCUUUGCGGACGUUAUGAACUGGCACGGAAGUUCGGUUCCUCCGUCGCCUUACACGUCGAGUUCCGUAUUAGAGUCCCCAAGCCUAUCUUCGGGAGACGGGUCGUACAACCCGUACGAUGAGGGAUCAUCUGCACCUUUCAUAUCGCAUCCUUUUGGAACUGGCAUCUCGUUCGAUUCGCCCAUGAGACGCCAGACGCCAGAAUAUUUACCGAUGCCUCACGCCUUGCGGGAGAUGCAGUCUUUCGAAUCUGGACUGACCGCUCGUGCAGGUGACACAACACGUAGGGAAAAAAGUCCGGAUUUGACCGUCGAUUUUGAUGGGCCCGGCCGUUCUUCAUCGCCAGGCGGCCCACCGCGGUUGGCCGUGUCUCCUCUGAUGAAUGAAGCAGAGCAUCCUGAGCCAGAUUUAAUACCGCUCCCAGAGACCAGCAUGCACUCGCAGUAUUCUACCGAAGUUUUCGAUGUUCUGCAGUCGUACCGAGGAUUGCCACUUCUGGACAGACUUUUUCCUGAAUCAGGCGAGACUACAAUUAAAUUAUCACUCCGCGCCGAUGACAGCGCAGCACCCCGUGAUGAUCCCCGUUUUGUGCUGUGGGGUGAAAUGCACAAGGACAUAGAUGGCGAUGAUCACUCAGUAUCUCAUGAUAGUCGGACCGGCCUCUCUUCUCCAGUGCUAUCUGCAUCGCGGCGUGGUACAAGGGCAGGAAGGUCUUCCAUGGCACCCGAACCACCGAGUGUGCGGAUUUCAUCGGGAGAAAACACCAAAAGGGCUCUUUUGGCAGCUACGAUUGAGCGCUGGAUUGCACAACUGACCAGUGAAUUGAACUACGAGGAACUACUGAACUUUUUCUUGACCUAUCGCACUUAUAUCAGUGCGGUUGACUUGUGUCACCUACUCAUAUGCCGAUUUCAUUGGGCACUGAGUUCUCAUUCAUCAAAGCAAUACGAAGACGUGCGAAGGAUUGUUCGCGUGCGGACGUUUGUUGCCAUUCGGUAUUGGCUAUUAACAUUCUUCGUGGUGGAUUUCUUGCCAAACCGUGAGCUACGGCUGCUUCUCGCGGACUGGCUCAACGCUUUGGUCCGAGAUCCCAUAUUGAAGAAACACCAGGGUGCUCUGAGCAUAGUUCGCAAACUGAUCAAAGUCGCGAAAGACUGCAAAGAGGCACAUACGCGCAGGCGCAGGAGUUCUGUAUCCAGGAGUCUAUCGAUUAGCGGAAAUGCCAAGCCGACUCGUACGCAUGUUUUAGGGGAAAAAUUUGCCCAGGCGAUCUCCAAGGACGAAGACGAGGAUUCCGACGUCGACCUUGAUUUUGUCCCGGAUGAUACUUCGGCUCCUGGGCCAUCAUCUGUUUUCCAGGGCGACUCUGUCAAUCCUUAUUCUUUUGGAGGACAAAUGUCGCCACCUCGUCCUUUAGCUGUUAGCUCGGCAUCUGCGGCGAUCUUGCACCAACCUCUUCAAGUCAAUAUUCUCCAGCAGAGCCGUGCGACAUCAUCAACUUCUGCUCCAACUCCGGAUCCUCAGCUUGUGCAGAACGCACCGCCUACGCCUCUUUCCCACAAUGUCCUCUCCAGGGCCUUUGUGAAGACUAUAGGACGAUUGGGGCGUUGGAAACGAGUGUUGAACUCACGGCCGACUGUGCAAACUGCUUUAGCCGUGCCUGCCAAUGUUUCCGCAUUUGACCUUGAGUUAAAUGCUACCGGAGACCUUCUAACCGUGCGGGGUGGAGUAGAACAGUAUCUCAGAAUGAUAGAACCGCCAUCUCCAGCAACCCCGGUGAAUGCGCCCAGCACGAAUGUCUACAAAGGGGAUCCACCCUCUUCCAAUCCGAAGCCAGAGGAGCGAUCGGUAUCUACCGAUUCGACGCUCGCAGAACCAUAUGACCCUGAGGCCGGAGAUACCAAGUCAGAGCACGCUCCUUCGCAACAUCUACGUUCGGUUACAGAGGUAACGGAGGAGGACAAUGCUGGUACCGUCAGUACUACCGAGAUCGCGUCGGUAAAGGAACUCCCUAGACCAGAGUCAUCAGCAUCCGCAGCACGCUCUUCUUUGUGGUCGCAUUCGACCGAUUCUUUCGGUUCUAUCCUGUCUUCAAGGUCCAAAGUUAACCCUUUUGUCGCCCAAGUGCAAGAGCAACCGCCCUGGCAAUUUGAAGUCGUUUCGAUCGACGAACUAGAAUUGUCAGAUACAUCAUCUGAUGUUCAAGAAGAUCGGCCUCCUGCGCCUGGUCUUCGUAAGGUACUUCGAAAGCUGCCUCUACGUCGUGAUUUCGAAUUUGUACGGCGAUCUAUAAGCAGCGUAUCUUCGAUGGGUUUUAGGUCACACGACUCAGUCACUUCUGAAAGCUCAGCUCUGUCGUCGGUCUCUGUAGGGGCUGGGUUAGGGUCCAAUAUCCAGCAGUGGCAGGUGAAUGCCUUGGUAGAUUCGCUGAGUGAUGACGAGGAAGUCGGAGAUGUUGGAGAUGCUUUGAAGCGACUUGAAGGUCAAAUCAAUCCUCAGAAGAGAAAAGAGAAAGCUAUGAAAGUCGAUGGCUGGGUGCGUACCAUGCAGGAGCGUUUGGCUGCCGGGGACUAUGGAAAUGAGCGGCCACGAUUUUUCGAUGACGACGACGAAGAUGAAGAUGAUGAAGAUUUUGAGAUUGACCAGCAUGAAACAGGUUCGACAAUUUGGAAUGGUGAUUCCGAGGGCGAUGUGGCGACGACCGUGCAAAGCCCUGGUUCCCGAAAUACUGAAAGUUAUCUGAGUUCUGUAGCUACUCUAACCUCCUUGGCACCCAUUGCUAACUCCAAUGCCAAUAUCGCGCCUGCUGUCCCAGCGCCUACUUCUCCUCUUGGGGAUCCUGAAGAUACAGUACCACCCAGUCCUUCUCCGAUGCGUGCAGCAGAUCCUACAUCCCCCCACCGUGUAUCUGAUGCUAAACCUGCUCCUGAAGAUGCGGUGCCUCUUGAAAUUUUGCAAAGCCGAGUACCUUCCAGGCCUUCGACGUCACAUGGUUCUCCCUCCCACCCCAUCAACUCAUCUAGCGUGGCUACGAUGACAUCUCCAUCAUCCAAAAUCUUGGCUUCCAGCGCACGGAGCCUUCACAAGUCGUGGAUCCUGAAUUUCCGUGCUGAAGUUUUGGUACAGCAUUUUUCGAUAAUCGAUCGAGAGCUUUUCCUAGGUGUCAAAGCUGAAGAGUUAAUCUUGGAGGAUUGGAAGUCGUGUCAAGAGGUGAACGUGUUGGACUGGGCACAAUACUUAAAGGAUAGAGCGAGAUGGAAAGCGGAAUCUCGCUGGGUCCACAAAACAAGUGCUCUUGGAGCAGUGCGCGCUCGUUUCAAUCUUAUUGCCAAUUUCACCACCUCUGAAAUUGUGCUAACUCACCCGAACGACCGAGGAGUUUUGGUCGGCAAAUUUAUUCGGAUCGCAUUUAAAGCGUAUGUCCUGAGUAAUUUCAACACCCUGGUUGCUAUACUCGCUGGUCUGCGGAGUGAGUGGGCUACCAGAGCCAUGCAUCGUCAUUGGAAUCGGGUUGGAAUCUGGGAGACGCAGAUGUUGAACAAACUAACGCAAUUUACUACUUCUGCGGAUUACUUCAAGGCCAUGCAUGAAGCUAUUUCCGCCAUGAUUGAUGCAAAGCCAAUGAAUAUCAGUUCACAUACCUCAUCUGUUGUUAGCGGGAGCGCAACUGAUGGUCAGUCGUCAAAAAGCAAGGCAACAUCGGACAGUAAGACGCCCACGGCUUGUAUCCCGUUUAUUGGCGUCUAUCUAUCUCAAUUAUAUCGCUACAGUAGACUACCCGAUUUGAUUGAUCCUACGGCGCCACACGAUGUCGUUGGCCUUGAUCCACACACCGCCAAUUUUGACUCUCCAGCUCAUCCCGAUGUUUUCGAUUCACUGACACCUUUACCCCCCUCCAUGCAGCUCGAGCCUCUUAUUAACGUCCACAAACAGCGUCUUAUAGCUGGUGUGAUCAAGGACCUUGUGGCCGGACAGCAUCUGGCAAGCCGGAUUCAGCAUCCGAUUGAUAAGAAGCUCUUCCAGAAGUGCCUCAAAUUGCGUGGCUUGGAGCCCGAUACCCUGCAACGUGCUUUUGGAAUGUAUCCAGAGCGAGAUACAUUCUAUUAGUCCAUAUUUGGAUUUGUCACGUUCAUCAGUUUUAUUUUCGUGGUUCAGAUGUGCAUAGAUUUGUACGUAUACUAUUAGUUGUACGAUUUGGCAUGUGCAUAUAUGCAUUGUAUCUUGUUGGAGAAAAUGCAUCGUUGACAUUCUGCAGUUCAGUA
Messenger RNA from Serpula lacrymans var. lacrymans S7.9, 5334 nucleotides. RefSeq lists its product as uncharacterized. Lineage: Eukaryota; Fungi; Basidiomycota; Agaricomycetes; Boletales; Serpulaceae. Bases 176 to 5179 code for a protein of 1667 amino acids. The transcript has 6 exons. Gene Ontology annotation, biological process: positive regulation of GTPase activity; Ras protein signal transduction. Gene Ontology annotation, molecular function: guanyl-nucleotide exchange factor activity. The record is from RefSeq and is a predicted model, not a curated record. Gene Ontology annotation, cellular component: plasma membrane.